AUGUGCACAGAACAAGCUUUUCAAGGUUUUGGUCUUACCCAAAAAGAACCUGAAAACUGGUCAACUUUAUCCAAGAUCGAAUUUUUGCCCAAAACAUUUGAUGUCAACGAUAUCGAUAUCAAAAUCGAGGCCUGUGGUCUUUGCGCCUCUGAUAUCCACACAUUAAAAGCUGACUGGAGCAAGAACUAUUUUUAUCCAUUGGUUGUUGGCCAUGAGGUUAUUGGAAAAGUGACCAAGGUUGGCUCAAAUGUCAAAACUUUGAAGGUUGGUGACAGAGUUGGUGUUGGUGCUCAAGCAUUUUCUUGUUUAGACUGUGAGCUAUGCAAGUCUGACAACGAGCCAUAUUGUCCAAAGUCUGUCUUUACCUAUAACAGCAGGUAUCCUGAUGGACGUAAUGGUUUUGGUGGUUAUGCUUCUGAUAUUAGAGUUCAUGAACAUUUUGCUUUCAAAAUACCUGACAACUUGCCUUCUGAAUCAACUGCACCAAUGUUAUGCGCUGGUAUAACUGUUUUUUCUCCAUUGGUUCGUGCAAAGGUAGGACCGGGCUCAAAAGUUGGUAUUAUUGGUAUUGGUGGUUUGGGCCAUUUUGGUAUCUUAUUUGCCAAAGCCUUAGGUGCUGAAGUUUAUGCUUUUUCGAGAAAUGAUAGCAAAAAAGAGGAUUGUUUGGCCCUAGGCGUCGACCACUACAUUGCAACUGGAAAUGACCCAAACUGGUUUGAACCUUAUCAAUACAAAUUGGAUUUGAUUGUUUGUACUGCAAAUUCAACCGAAAAUUUCAAUUUGAGUUCCUAUUUAGCUACUUUAACUAUCGGUGGAAAAUUUGUUAACGUUGGUUUGCCCACUCAAGGCAAUUUCGAUAUCAAUGCCAGAUCGUUUAUGAAAAAUGCUUGUUUCAUGGGUGCUAGUUUGUUAGGCUCAAGAAAGGAAAUCGAAUACAUGUUGCAAUUGGCAAGUGAAAACAAUAUUCAUGGCUGGGUUGAAACCAUUCCAAUUUCUAUAGAAAAUUGCAAAAAGGCCUUGGAGAGAACCGACAAAAACGACAUUCGUUUCAGAUUUACUUUUGUCGACUACGAUAAGGCCUUUGGAAACUAG
Ascoidea rubescens DSM 1968 is the source of this 1092-nucleotide messenger RNA. RefSeq names its product NAD(P)-dependent alcohol dehydrogenase. Gene Ontology annotation, biological process: alcohol metabolic process. The transcript has a single exon. The coding region runs from base 1 to 1092 and encodes 363 amino acids. The record is from RefSeq and is a predicted model, not a curated record. Gene Ontology annotation, molecular function: alcohol dehydrogenase (NADP+) activity; zinc ion binding. NCBI's taxonomy places the organism in Eukaryota, Fungi, Ascomycota, Saccharomycetes, Ascoideales, Ascoideaceae.